This is a messenger RNA of Phlebotomus argentipes, 1445 nucleotides long. RefSeq lists its product as uncharacterized. The coding region runs from base 138 to 707 and encodes 189 amino acids. Lineage: Eukaryota; Metazoa; Arthropoda; Insecta; Diptera; Psychodidae. The transcript is spliced from 4 exons. The record is from RefSeq and is a predicted model, not a curated record.
GCAUCCGCGAAAAUAGCGACAUUCAGUCAAGUAUUGGCUCUCAGUGAAUACACAGUUUCCUUCCUGGAGUCUCUCUAGUGGAGCAUCGCAAUAAUAUAUAUAUAUAAAUUGAUAUAGUGUUAAAUAAUUGCAGUGAAAUGGAAACAAAGUGUUUGUUAUACUUUAUUCUGUCCAUCAUUUGCAUGGUGGCGAGUGAAAACAAUCCGGAUUUGGACACAUUCAGUGUAGAAAAGUUUGCCAACACUUCAUCAGUGAUACAAAGUUUGGACAAAACACAAAUUGGAUACAAUUAUGCUUUUGGCCAAUCGCAUGCUUCAGGAUAUAAAAGCAAAAACGUUGAACAUCACCUCUUCACACCCAUUAUCGAGCAUGCGACCAAUGGUAGCAAUUAUGUGAUAUUUGGAAAUCGAGUUGAAGGGGACGUUUUGGUCGCCAGAACAUCACAGUACUCGUACACGGAAGAAAAGGUGGAGAAACUCCGCUUGGAAUUCAGCGGUCAAGCUCACAUGACUUACGUUGUCUUCGAGUCUGAUGAUCCAAACUUCACAAUGAGCACCACAUUCAAGGAAAAUUAUAUUCUGGCUAAUUUCAUUUUCACGAGACCACUAAAACCCGCCACAGUUUCGCUCACAGCAUAUGGUUUCUACCCGGACUCGCUGCCAAAAACUUGCUUCUUAUUCUACUAUAAUUGUGUCAUUAAAAGUUAAAUAAAUUCCCGUGUCACAGGAUAUUACGGCAACGCGAAUAUUGUGACGGACAGAGAAAGUUUGGACCAGUCUGAAACCCUUCAUACACUGAACAUUGGCACAAAUUUUCAGAUAUAUGAAAUUAAUCACAAACAGUCCUGCAUGAACACCACGUUAUAGCAUAGAAGCCAUAGGAAUCAUAGUCAUGAUUGCGCCAUUUUCCUAUAAUGCAUCCUUGGAGAGAUAUUGAUACUCAUCUCGAGGAAAUUGGAAGGCGGAUCUUCACUAAAUAGAAUCCCAAUUCAAAUAAGUUACAACAUGCCAUCCAAGGGCUUUUUUCUCCCUCUCGAGAUGCCCCCGAAAAAAAUCGAUCACGACUCCUCCGGCGACGAAGUGGCGGUAAUGGGUGGGUGGUUAGUUUUCUCUGGGAUAUUUAUUGACUUUAUACAAAUAAAUUCAGAAACUUGCCACGGGGAAUUCAUGAGCGUAAAAAGCACACUGAGAUGGAGAAAAACCUCCACACAAUUCACAUUUUAAUAUGAGCCAAAAAAGUUGAGAAUUUUCCUCUUGAGACUAGGCAUGUUCAUAACAUUUCAGCUAAGAGACACAACAAAAGUAAUAUCCAAUGUCUGUAAUAUUUUGGCAAAGAGCAAAUAUAUUACAUAGAAGUAUACAUUCCAAUGGCUUCGUAAUGUGUAAUAAAGGAAAAUUACUGAAGAUUCUUUUUGUGUACGAAUUCGCAGAAUUUAAAGAAUAAAA